Strongylus vulgaris is the source of this 680-nucleotide messenger RNA. NCBI's taxonomy places the organism in Eukaryota, Metazoa, Nematoda, Chromadorea, Rhabditida, Strongylidae. The record is from the annotation of a GenBank genome assembly.
AUGGUCUUCAAGAAGAAGAAGAACCCCGCCAAAACUCCUCGGACUGAUGAGAAGAAGAAAAACGUUAAAGAACAGAAAAAGAACGUUGAGGAAAAGAAAAAGGGCGAGGAAAAGAAAAAGAACGACGAGGAAAAGAAAAAGAACGUCGAGAAGGAAAAAAAUGAUGAGGAGAAGAAAAAAGACAACAAGGCAAAAACCCCAAACGAAAAAAAACAUAUUGACCUCACGCCAUUGAAGAAGGCAGCAGUUCCAAUUAUUUUCAUAGUGGGAGGUCCUGGUUCCGGGAAAGGUACGCAAUGCGAUAAAAUUGUUGAAAAGUAUGGAUUGUCGCAUCUUUCCUCUGGUGAUCUUCUACGAGAAGAGGUUGAACGAGCAUACUACACGCAUAAACUUCCCUCUAAGGUUAAAUCAGGCUCCCCAAGAGGCGAAAAGCUCUCAAAGAUUAUGCAAGCUGGAGAGCUGGUCCCACUUGAUGUAGUCUUAGAAUUGAUCAAGGAAGCGAUGCUCAAAGAGGUAGCUAAAGGGAGCAAAGGCUUUCUCAUCGAUGGUUAUCCAAGAGAAGUCAAGCAAGGCGAACAGUUUGAAAAAGAGAUCCAAGAAGCGGCAUCAGUAAUCUUUUUCGAUGUCAACGAUGACAUUCUUAUAGAGCGACUACUAAAGCGUGCAAAAACUAGGUAAAU